UACAUUUUUAACACAAUUCCUUAACUUUAUGUAUAUUAGUAACAAUUCCAUUGUCAUAUCUUGCGCAAUGAUUGACACUGACUGAAUGAUCAUUUUGUAUGCAAAUGUUUUCACUCGAGCUUCCUAAUGACAGUAGUAGAGCAUGAAUAGAUACUAUGUACUAUAUAUAUAUAUAUAUAACUGUUCAUAAUUCAUUUAUGCAUUUUCUGUCUCUUUUUUUAAUAAUUAUUAAAAAGUACGUCAAGAAAAUGUCAACGUGUCAUUUUGCCAAUCCGUAAAAUAAAACGACAUUACGCUAUUAUCUUGAAAUGAGGAGAGAAGGAACGCUAUACUAGUCAUACUGAUCUAUUCUGUUCUGUGACCGGAUUGAAAAACCACGCGGCGCAAUUGGCAAGAGGCUUUGCGCAACAAUGUUAAGUUGUUUCAUUUGGUUGUUUUAUUUUGUUUGUUGUAUCUUUAUGGGUGUCGCAACAACAGCAAAGCCGUUGUCGAUUUUAUUUAUGGAGCCUAUUCCAUCAACCAGCCAUCACAUCUGGGCAGUGAAUUUAAUUAAAGGAUUGCUUCGCAAAGGCCAUCAUGUACACGCAGUGAGCAUACACAAGACCAAAGUUGAGGGUAAACUCGCUCAAAAUUUGACAUAUGCUGUUUUUGAUGGUAUGAUGGAAAGUUACGAAGAAGCCGAGGAUUAUAAUCCGUCUGAUUGGGAACGUUACAGUGUGCUGUAUAUGGCGUAUUUUACAUAUCAGUGGGGUAUCGACGGAUGUAAUGCAGUAAUAAAAACGAAAGUAGCGAAAGAGCUUUUGGAAAUGAUCAAGACUGUCGAGUUUGAUGUUAUAGUGCAGGACAUUACUUUAACUCAAUGCUUGUACGGAUUAUGGGAGGUUGCUAAAGGUAAACCACCCAUAGUGGGCUACAUUCCGUUUGGCCCCGCACCUUGGCUCAAAGAUUUUGUCGGUGGUCCUAGUUAUCCGACUAUUCGACCAUACACACAUGCAGCCAUAGCAAAACCCAUAGGUUUGUGGCUAAGAACAUUAAAUGUUCUGUAUUAUAUUGCGGAUAAUUGUAUACGACAUUACUACUUUUUGCCUAUUGUUCAACGAAUUGCUGAAGAAUACAUGGGUCACGCGAUUAGGCCAUUACAUGAAAUAGAAAAAGACAGUAUUAAUAUCGUAUUAAUUAAUACUCAUUCUGCAUUUGAGCCUGGAAUCCCUUUGCCCCCAAACACCCUGGAAAUUGCAGGACUGAAUGCUCAGGCUGUGGAACCGUUUGCUGGAGAGGUAGUUGUAACUCUUCCCGAGGACAUGCGCGUAUUUCUUAAUAGAGCAAAAAAUGGUGCCAUCAUAAUAUCAUUAGGAACAAAUGUAAAGUGGAAACCCAUUGGGCUAGACAAGAUCAAAAUUGUUAUACUGGCUUUAUCAAAAUUAAAACAACGAGUGUUGUGGAAGCUAGAUGUUGAAGUGCCAUUUCAAAUACCGGACAACGUAAUGAUUGUGAAGUGGAUGCCGCAGAAAGAAGUUCUAUCUCAUAAAAAUAUAAAAGCAGUCUGGACACAUGGUGGUCUGCUCAGCACGCAGGAAGCUAUUUGGAAAGGUAUACCACUGAUUGUAAUGCCUUUCUUCAUGGAUCAAAAAUCCAAUGCACAAAUGUUAGUAGCUAAAGGAGUUGGCAUAUAUUUGGAUAUUAAAACUUUGUCUACACUUACUGUAUUACACGCAGUUGAAGAAAUACUUUACAAUGAAAGUUAUACAAGGAACAUGAAACAAUUAUCCAGUGAAUUCCGCGAUCGGCCAAUAUCGCCAUUAGAUUUAGCUAUUUGGAGCAUUGAAUAUUCUGUCCGCCAUCCAAAUGGAACUUUGGUAACACCGUUAAGGUUUCAGAACUGGCUAGAGCAAAAUUUAAUCGACGUCUACGCAUUUUUAUUCCUUAAUGUUAUUGUAAUUUUGUUAAGUUUAAUCUUUGGAAUAAAAGUACUGAUUGGUUUUUGUUAUAAUCGCACAUACACGAUGUCUAAAUUGAACAAAAAUAAACAAGCUUAAACGGUGAAAAUAUUAACACAGAUAAACACUACAUUCAAUGUAGUUGUUUUAUGUAACAUUAAUCUAAAAAAAUUAAUGUGUAAAUAUAAAAAAUGUACAUUAAUUGUAUAGAUAUUGUAAUUGAAAUAAAUUAUUAUACUAAAUUAA
Solenopsis invicta (red fire ant) is the source of this 2183-nucleotide messenger RNA. RefSeq names its product UDP-glycosyltransferase UGT5. The record is from RefSeq and is a predicted model, not a curated record. Lineage: Eukaryota; Metazoa; Arthropoda; Insecta; Hymenoptera; Formicidae. Bases 411 to 2036 code for a protein of 541 amino acids. The transcript is spliced from 6 exons. Gene Ontology annotation, molecular function: UDP-glycosyltransferase activity.